Penicillium salamii is the source of this 903-nucleotide messenger RNA. The record is from the annotation of a GenBank genome assembly. NCBI's taxonomy places the organism in Eukaryota, Fungi, Ascomycota, Eurotiomycetes, Eurotiales, Aspergillaceae.
AUGACUUUCUCUUACCUUGGCACUCCGUAUUGUUUGGGUUCUCCGGACAAUAACAUCGACUUCCAAGAUCUUGAGGCAGAUCCCAAAACCCUCAAACCCACUAACAAUAAUACUUCAUUCAUUACCGAGAUCAUGCCCUCCAGAGUUGCCAAGCCAGAUACCCUUCAUCAUCCCCGUCUCCUGUGUCUCCAUGGCGGUGGCACAAAUGCAAAUAUUAUGAGAUUGCAAUGCCGUGCCCUUCGACCGAAACUCGAGGCCUGCUUCCGACUUGUCUACGUUGAAGCACCAUUUCUCUCCCAGGCAGCCCCUGGAAUAGACGCCGUGUAUGCGAAAUGGGCCCCUUUUCGCAACUGGCUGCCAGGUGCUGGCGACCCAGAUGAAUCAUUCCCGGGGGUCGCGUCAUAUUCUGGCUCAGCAAAAAUCGAUCGGCGUAUCGUCGCCAGUAUUGACCAGGCCAUCAAUUUGGCGAUGGAAGAGGACGACCGUGCUGGUGGUACUGGCUCGUGGGUCGGAAUGUUUGGGUUCAGCCGAGGCGCGCAGGCCGCAGCCAGUUUUCUUCUUCGACAGCAGGAGUACGAGAAGAGUGGAUUGGCCACGACUGAUUUCCGAUUUGCACUGCUCAUGGCUGCUCCUGCGCCUCUAUUCAAUAUGGCCAUUGGGUCGGAUUUCCAGAUCAGUCGGGAUGCCCGGUUGAACAUCCCCUCGGUUCAUGUAUACGGGAGUCGGGACUCGGUGCUGUGGGACUUCCAACACACCUUGCAUGAUUGCUGUACGACCGAGAGCGCCAAGCGAUAUGACUGGGAUGCCGAUCACCAAAUCCCACUCAAGACGAUCGACGUGGAUGCUAUCAUGGCCUUGGUUAUGCAGGUGGCGCAAGAGACGGGGGCUAUCGCUCGCGGUUGA